AUGUCAGAUGGUGGCUUUCAUGAGGCCCAGAUCAAUAACAUGGAGAUGGCACCAGGUGGUGUUAUUACUUCUGACAUGAUUGAGAUAUUUUCUAAUAGCCCAGAGCAACAACUUUCUGCAACACAGAAAUUCAGAAAACUGCUUUCAAAAGAACCUAACCCUUCUGUUGAUGAAGUUAUCAGCACACUAGGAGUUGUGGCCAGGUUUGUGGAAUUCCUCAAACGAAAAGAGAAUUUUCACGUACCGCCUUGUAUACCAGAACAUCCUAAAAUGCCUUGUCCCGGAGAAGAGAAAUCCAUCCACCACAGAGCUGCAGGCCACUGGAGAAAGCUGUAUUGUGCUAAUGGCCACACUUUUCAAGCCAAACGCUUCAGCAGGCAGACUCACUGUUUUGUCUGCCCAGACCGUGUAGGGGGACUUGGCCGCCAGGUAUAUAAGGGCACCAAAUGUAAACUCUCGGUUCACAAGAAGUGCCACACAGUCAUCACAGUUGAAUGUGGGCAGCAUUCUUUACCAUCAGACACCCUGAUGCCAGUUGAUCCAUCAUCCAUGGCUUCAGACCCUGCACAGACAGCAACCCCACAGAACCUUGCAACUCAUGAGGCUUUAGAAGAAGGUGAUGAAGAGAAUGAGGCAGGGAACAACAGGGAAAGUGGCAAAGCUUCACCUAGUUUAGGUCUUCAGGACUUUGAUUUGCUUCGUGUGAUAGGCAGAGGGAGUUAUGGGAAAGUACUGUUAGUCCAACUGAAAAAAUCAGGUCAUGUGUAUGCAAUGAAAGCAGUGAAAAAAGAGUUUGUCAACACUGAUUGGGUACAGACAGAAAAGCACAUUUUACAGCAGACCACUAAUCAUCCUUUUCUUGUAAGACUGCAUUCUUUCUUCCAGACAGAAAGCAGACUGUUCUUUGUUCUAGACUAUGUACAUGGUGGAGAUCUGAUGUUUCAUCUGCAGCACCAAAGAAUCCUUCCUGAAGAACAUGCCAGGUUUUACUCUGCAGAAAUCAGUUUAGCCUUCAACUAUCUUCAUCAAGGGAUACUGUAUAGAAAUUUGAAAUUGGACAAUAUUCUACAGGACUCAGAAGGGCACAUUAGACUCACCGACUAUUGCAUAUGUAAGGAAGGCUUACAGCCCGGAGAUGUGACCAGCACUUUCUGUGGCACUCCUAAUUACCUGGCUCCAGAAAUUGUAAGGGGGGAAGAUUAUGGUUUCAGUGUGGACUGGUGGACUCUUGGAGUACUGAUGUAUGAGAUGUUGAUUGGAGAGUCUCCUUUUCAUCUUGAUGAGAGCUCUGAUAAGCCUGACCAAAACUCAAACAAUGAUCUCUAUCAAGUCGUUUUGGAAAGAGAAAUUCGCAUACCUCGGUGUCUCUCUGUAGAAGCUGCAAGUGUCCUGAAGAGUUUUCUGAGCAAGGACCCAAAGGAACGAUUGGGUUGCCAUCCUCAGAGGGGCUUUGCUGAUGUUCAGGAGCACCCAUUCUUUCAAAAUGUUGGCUGGGAUAUGAUGGAGCGAAACCAAGUAGUGCCUCCCUUCAAACCAAAUAUGUCUGAGGGAUUCGGGUUGGACAACUUUGAUUCUCAGUUUACUGAGGAACCUGUCCAGCUCACUCCAGAUGAUAAUGACAUUGUGAGCAAAAUGGAAGGAUACGAAUUUGCAGGUUUUGAGUAUAUCAAU
This is a messenger RNA of Heterocephalus glaber (naked mole-rat), 1671 nucleotides long. The record is from RefSeq and is a predicted model, not a curated record. NCBI's taxonomy places the organism in Eukaryota, Metazoa, Chordata, Mammalia, Rodentia, Bathyergidae.